This is a messenger RNA of Rhincodon typus (whale shark), 1602 nucleotides long. It is a transcript of the gene ankrd34bb, whose product is annotated as ankyrin repeat domain 34Bb. The coding region runs from base 1 to 1602 and encodes 533 amino acids. Lineage: Eukaryota; Metazoa; Chordata; Chondrichthyes; Orectolobiformes; Rhincodontidae. Gene Ontology annotation, molecular function: protein binding. The record is from RefSeq and is a predicted model, not a curated record. The transcript has a single exon.
AUGGACACAGUCACGGAAGUACGAACAGAUGGUAACUCUCUGUUGAAAGCUGUCUACCUGAGUAGACUGCGCCUCACGAGAUUACUGCUCGAAGGCGGGGCUUACAUCAAUGAAAGCAAUGAACAUGGCGAAACCCCUCUAAUGAUUGCUUGCAAGACAAAACAUGUGGACCAACAAAGCAUCAGCAAAGUGAAAAUGGUGAAAUAUCUUUUGGAAAACCAGGCAGAUCCUAAUAUUCAGGACAAAUCAGGAAAGACUGCUUUAAUGCACGCAUGCAUAGAGCAGGCUGGUGCAGAGGUCAUAGCAUUGCUACUCGAAAGUGGAGCUGACCCAAGUUUGGAAGAUCAUUCAGGUGGUUCUGCUUUGGUUUAUUCAGUAAAUUCUGAAGACAAGGAAGCCCUCAAGGUACUGCUGGAUGCCUGUAAAGCAAAAGGAAAAGAAGUAAUUAUCAUCACAAUGGACAAGUCAUCCUCAGGCAGGCAGAUGACUAAGCAGUAUCUAAAUGUACCCCCUUCUCCGGACAUUGAAGAUCGACAUUCACCAAUCCCUUGCACCUCACCCUCCGAUAUUGAGCUGAAAACAUCACCACCUCCCCUAACAAACAAUAUAGUGAAAGAUAAGCAGGUUUUUAACUUUAGAGAUCCAGUUCACCUCUUCAGUGACAAAGAUUCCUCUGAUUUAGCUUCUCCAAAUAGGAAGUCUAGCCAGCCACGACAUGAUGACAAGUUUCCCCAGUUGCAAAGGUUGAACUCUGAACCCUGGUUGACUAUGCCUCCUUCACUCUCAUCUCAGCACAAAACAUCUUCAUUUCAUGAAGAAGUUCAAAACCUGACCACAGAAGAAAACCUCUCCCUGAAAAUCAAUGGCUUAACUCUACCCAAGCGAUUCUUUACCAGGCAUCAGAGUAUUGAUGUCAAAGAGACUGCAGCCCUGUUAAGAACCUUAGAUCAAGCAUCAGCUUUAACUGCUCCAAGGAAAUUUUCCUGUGAUGAAAUACACUCUCAACCUCUUCAACCAGGCCUGAGUUGUAAUAACACAAUUCCUGUGGACCAGGAUCCAGAUUCAAUACAAACAAUUUCUGUUUCAAGUUUACAGAGUAUUGUCCAGAAAAGAAACUUGGGUCUUGAUCACUAUAAUUCUGACUCACAACUCACAAUCUGUUCCAAGCAAACAGUCACAGAUGAAAGCAAAAUAUUGCCAGAGCGGAAGAAAAUAGUGUCUUCUCCAUUAUCAGUGCUAACCAGUUCAAGAGAGUCUCUGGACAAUUUGCCAACUGGCUCUCUGAGCACUGCUGGCAAGAAACAUGCUGAGUUUCUAGAGAGGCGAGGUUCAGGGACCCUGCCCUUAAACCAGAUUUCACAAACAAGACCAGGCUACCUCCCACCUUUAAACGUAAAUCCCCAUCGACCAGUUCCUGAUAUGGCACCCAACAACCAAGAAACUGCAUCAUUUUCCAAUGCCACAAAGCCUCUAAUACCGUUGGCUCCAAACACUCAAAAACGAACAGAUGUCAAAACUAAAAAGAUGUUGUUCAGGAGACAUUCCGUCCAAGUAGAGCAAAUGAAACAGCUGGCAAAUUUUGAGGAUAUUUUUGGACAGUGA